Molecule: messenger RNA, 2279 nt
Organism: Ictalurus punctatus (channel catfish)
Lineage: Eukaryota; Metazoa; Chordata; Actinopteri; Siluriformes; Ictaluridae
Product: E3 ubiquitin/ISG15 ligase TRIM25
Exons: 7
Coding region: 208-1851 (547 amino acids)
Molecular function (GO): protein binding; zinc ion binding
Source: RefSeq, a predicted model, not a curated record
UGGUUUUAUUUUUGGCGGCAAAAAAACGAGAGAAAAAGAAAGGAUACAGUGUUUCAAAGCAAGGUGUGUGUGGUGUUUUAUUUUAUAGGCGCGCGCUUCCGAGCGUCAGGAUCAAGUGUGACAUCACUAGACACACGCGGCUUUUACAGACUGAACCAGGAAGUGUGAGCUGCUGUAAGUGACUGUGUGAGUUUAUUUUUCAGUAAAAUGGCAGAAGCGAAUAUUUUAGGACUUCAGGAUCAGUUCAGCUGUCCAAUCUGUCUGGAUCUACUCAAGGAUCCAGUGACUAUUCUCUGUGGACACACUUCCUGUAUGGUGUGUAUUAAUGGCUGCUGGGAUCAGGAGGAUCCGAAGGGAGUCUAUAGCUGUCCUCAGUGUAGACAAACCUUCAAUCCAAGACCUGUUGUGGGUAAAAACACUGUUCUGGCAGAAGUAGUGGAGACACUGAAGAAGACGGGACUCCAAGCUACACGUCCUGCUCACUGUUCAGCUGGACCUGAAGAUGUGGAGUGUGAUUCCUGCACUGGGAGAAAAUCCAAAGCCAUCAAGUCCUGUCUGGUGUGUCUGGCCUCUUUCUGUGAAACUCACCUCCAGCCUCACUAUGAAUCUCCUGCCUUUAAGAAGCACAAGCUGGUGGAAGCCUCCAGACGACUCCAGGAGCAGAUCUGCUCUCAGCAUGACAAACUGCUGGAGGUUUACUGUCGCACUGAUCAGCAGUGUAUCUGUGUUUUGUGUAUGUUACAUAAACAUAAAGGACAUGGUACAGUAUCAGUUGCAGCAGGACGAGCUGAGAAACAGAAGAAGUUGUUGGAGAUGCAGGGAAAUUACAAACAGAGAAUCCAGGAAAGAGUGAAGGAGCUUCAGGAGCUAACAAAGGCUGUGGAGUCUCACAAGGGCUCUGCCCAAACAGCAGUGCAGGAAAGUGAGAGGAUCUUUACUGAGUUGAUCAAAACCAUUGAGAAAAGACUCGAUGAGGUGACAGCACGGAUCAGAGCUCAGGAGAAAGCUGCAGUGAGUCGAGCUGAAAACGUCAUGAAGCAACUGGAGCAGGAGAUUGCAGAGCUGAAGAGGAGAGACGCUAAGAUGGAGGAGCUUUCACACACAGAGGAUCCCAUUUAUUUCCUCCAGAAUUUCCGUUCUGUCUCGGCUCCUCUUGGGUGUGCAGACUUACCCGCCGUCACAGUGAAUUCUCACCACACUUUUGAGGAUGUGAUAAAGUCUGUGUCUCAAGUGAGAGAGAAGAUAGAAAAACACUGUAAAGAGGAGAUUGAGAAGAUUUCAAGUGAAUUCAAGAAAAUUCGGCUUAUUCCUCCACAAAACAGAGAAGAGUUCCUAGACUAUUACUGUCAGUUCACACUGGAUCCCAACACAGCAGGGUAUCCCCUCCGUCUGUCUGAUGGAAACACAGUCGUGACCUCGUCAUCAGGGUCAUAUUAUGAUCCUUCAGUUGGUCAUCAAGUGAUGUGUAGUGAGAGUGUGCAUGGAUGCUGUUACUGGGAGGUGGAGAGGACUGGGAAUAAUGAGGUUUCUAUUGCGGUGUCCUAUAAAUACCUCGACUGGAAGGGAAGUGGUAAGGAGUGUGAGUUUGGACGCAAUGAUAAGUCCUGGAAUUUGCUGUGCUACUCCACUCAUUGCUCAUUCCUGCACAACAACCAAGAAACUCAAAUCUCCAUGAGCCCCAGCCCCUCUAGAAUAGGAGUGUUUGUGGAUUACAAGGCAGGAACUCUGUCUUUCUACAGCGUCUCUAACGAUAAGCUCCUCCACAAAAUCAAGAAUAAAUUCACUCGGCCUCUUUACCCUGGGUUUAGCCUCAAAUCCUAUUCCACUGUAAAACUAUGCCAUACAAAAUAGAGAUCUUUGGAAGCUAAAACCCUGUAAGGUACACGUUACAGUGCUGGUCAGUAAAUAAAACUUCAGGAUGUGCUGUUACAGGAAAAUAAUCAACUUAUGGUGGUAAAAGUAAGUCAUGUUGGGUUCAACCUGUAACAGCACGUCCUGAAGUUUUAUUUAUUCUUAAUACAAAGGCAGCCUGCCAAUGCUAAGUUAUUGUUGUUGUUGUUAUUGUUAUUAUUAUUAUUAUUAUUAUUAUUAUUAUUAUUAUUAUUAUUAAGGACCAAUGUGUUAUCAUUUGAUCUGUUUCUACUUGCAUUUGAGUUGUGAAAUGCCCUCAAAACAAACUAGUUCCUGUUCUCACUUGUUAUAGCAGCUAUAAAAAAAUAUUCAGUCUUUAGAAUAAGAGUGUGUGAAACAAUCGUAUCCUCUACAUGAUCAUAUGUGUG